AGGCUUUUUUCCCCAUUCUCCCGCCCCCAACAGCGGAGACUGCAGGGCGCAUGCGUGAGAGCAGUUCGCGGCCCGGCCUGGAGAGUAGGGGAGUUCCGUUUAGCCCACCUGGAUUGAGCUCUCCAAGAUGCCAGCCAAACGCUUGAACAAGAGAAGUCCUCCAGCAGAAAAUGCCACUAUAGAAAGCAAAAAAGUAAAAGUUGGCCACAGGUCUCACCGAACAGAAGCAGGCUUGGUGCUGACCCUGGGCCAGGGGGACGUGGGCCAGCUAGGCCUUGGGGAGCAUGUGAUAGAGAGGAAGCGGCCAGCCCUGGUCCCCAUGCCUGAAAGCAUCGUGCAGGCCGAGGCCGGAGGAAUGCACACCGUGUGUCUAGGCAAGAGCGGUCAAGUCUACACCUUCGGCUGCAAUGAUGAAGGUGCCUUGGGAAGAGACACGAGCGUAGAGGGCUCGGAAACGGUCCCAGGGGUAGUGAAUCUGUCGGAGAAGGUGGUCCAGGUUUCAGCAGGAGACAGCCACACCGCGGCACUCACUGAGGAUGGCCGAGUUUUCCUCUGGGGCUCCUUCCGGGAUAAUAAUGGAGUCAUUGGCCUCUUGGAGCCCAUGAAGAAAAGCAUGGUUCCUGUACAGGUCCAGCUUGAUGUUCCUGUGAUCAAAGUGGCAUCAGGCAAUGACCACCUGGUGAUGCUGACAAUAGAUGGCAAUCUGUACACAUCUGGCUGUGGGGAGCAGGGCCAGCUGGGCCGGGUGCCCGAGUUCUUUGCCAAUCGUGGGGGCCGAAAAGGACUUGAUCGAUUGCUGAUCCCUCAGUGUGUGCUCCUGAAGUCCAGGGGCCAUCGGGGCUCCGUCCUCUUCCAGGACGCCUUCUGUGGUGCCUAUUUCACCUUCGCCGUCAGCCGUGAGGGCCAUGUUUAUGGCUUUGGUCUCUCCAACUAUCACCAGCUUGGUACUCCCAGCACAGAGCCUUGCUUUGCUCCCCAGAGCCUGACAUCAUUCAAGAACUCCACCAAGUCCUGGGUGGGCUUCUCUGGAGGGCAGCAUCACACAGUCUGCUUGGACUCAGAAGGUAAAGUGUACAGCCUGGGCCGGGCUGAGUAUGGACGACUGGGCCUCGGGGUAGGCGCCGAGGAGAAGAGCUGUCCCACCCUCAUUCCCAAACUGCCCCCCGUUUCGUCGGUGGCCUGCGGGGCCUCUGUGGGCUAUGCCGUCACCAAGGAUGGCCGAGCCUUUGCUUGGGGCAUGGGCACCAACUUCCAGCUGGGCACAGGAGAGGAUGAAGAUGUCUGGAGCCCAGUAGUGAUGUCGGGCAAGCAGCUGGAGAACCGGGUCGUUUUGUCAGUGUCCAGCGGGGGGCAACACACGGUCUUACUGGUCAGAAACAAGGAGCAGAGUUGAUGAAACCCUUAAUGAAACUGUCUGCUCUCCCUGCCCCCUCCUCCAUGGGACAGACACGACUCCUUCAGCUGUUGCCAGAAAGCCUCCCUCUACAAACCUUUACCUGCCCCUCUAGCAGCAAAAAGUGAAUCUUGGCUCCUUUAGGGAAUUAUCUGGGAACAUCAGGAUGAAGGGAUUGCAUUAAAAUACGCAAGCAAGGAAUGAAUGGACACGUCCCACCUCAGAGCUGCUGCCCUCUUGUCUGUCUGAUCCUCCUCCCCCUUCAGACCCCUCCUCCCCGGCUGACUUUGGGUUAGUGUUCCCUGGAAGAAUGUGAUGGGAGCCCCUACAGUUCCUGUCUCCCUAUCUCCUCCCCACACCACCAAGAAGCUGAGGCUUUCUCUCUUGGGAUGUCUAGUUCCUAUGAUUUAAAGUCAUCAGAACAUUCACCGAACAACUGGCUUUGUCUUCCCUCCCUCAGUCUCUGUAUCUACAACUGUUGUCACUCCCCCUUCCCCAUCCAUCUGGGGCUCUCAGUUAAGGACAAGGCUUGCCCACUUACCAGAAGGGGAACUGGGACAAGGUUUACUCCCAAAACCUUAACCAGGUAUCUCAGCCCAGGUUCCCUAGGAAGGCACCUGGCCGGGCAAAGGAGACACUUGAUGGGUGGCUGCAGAGCUUGGGGUACAGACCUAGCUACUUCCCUUGGCUUACGGUUUGCUCCAGGAUGAUGAGUGUCCAGGCCACAGAGAUAGGGCAAGGCAGACCCAGGAAAAGGAAUUGAUUCCCACAAUGCAGCCCGGUUUAAACGGAUUUUAUUCAUCAUCCCCCUGAAACCAGUCUGAUGCCAUGCGGCCCAGUGAUUCUUGAAGGCAGAUUCCAAACACCACAAUGGCAGUUGUGUUUUCCUGGGAAAGAGAACUAUCUUUUUAUAAAUUAAUUUUUAUCAGUAUGAAAAGGGAAGGGGCACAGAGAUAAGGGGGAGAGGGUUCAGAAGACUGGUUCUUGGAGGAGAGGGGAACAUCAAUUUGUACAGUAGCUCAGAAAAGUUUUGCUUUUUUUUUUUUUUUUUAAAGAGUGGUUAAAAGUAUUUUGGUCAGGGAGAGUUAAGAUCUUUUAACAGUAAAUAAAUUUUGAGGGUUUUUUUUUUUUUUUUUUUUUUUUUAAUUUUAAGGAAUGGGUCUGUUCUUAUCUUUGCUCCAUAAAGGGGUAAAGUUUGCAGUGAGGGCAGGGGAAGUGAGGGGUCUCUGUCCUUCUGAAUCUUAGCAUCUAAGAUGACGAAUUCUCCAAGUCUCUUGGCCUCAGAUGAGCUUUACAGAUAGUCCUGGAUUGACAGUCAUUAAAAAUUAAUAUUACUUGAAGUCAAUCCAUCUAGGGGCACGCUAGACUGGUGUCACGGGCCUCGUGGCUGUGCUUGCCCGUCCCCAUUUGUUGCUUAGGUGGGGCCUGGCUACUAUUGUGGAAACAUUAACAUAGAUCAGAAGUUUUGGUACUAACACUUGGCUUUCUGUUUUUAGACAAAUAAUUUUACUUUCUGGGCCUCAAUUUUUGUGAAAUCUUAUUAUUUAGAACUGGAUGGUGUCUUCUAAACCCCUCAUUUCAUAGGGGUGAGAACUGAGGCUUUUGAAAAUCUGCCGCCUCAUUCAAGAUGACACAGCUAGUCAUUGGUAGAGCUGGGAUUCUAAUACAGAGUCCAUUGAAUUAAAAUUCUGAACUAUUUUUUCUCUUUUCCUAUGCUUUCCUUGCUUUCAACAUGAGGAUAAUCACAAUUAUCCCAUCCACCUGCUGGGGACGUUAAAAGAGGAUGGUUUAGAGACCAUAGAAUACUGUGUUGCUAUAGAGACAUUUGUUACAAUUUUCAUUUUAAAAUACUAAGCAGGAAUAAGGUAGAUGUCACAAGUCAUGGAUGAACAACAUAGCUGGAAGAGAUUUUAGCUCUAGUCCGACCUCUCUCAUACUCCAUAGGAACAAGCUGUUCUGGCAGACUGGGUCCAAAGCCCAGGAGGACUUCUCAGCUGAGGAAUAAGCAUUCCUGUGUGUGUCCAGAAGAGAUAAGGGCCUUCCUGCUAAAUCCACCCCAGGAGAAAUGCUAAACUCCCCAAGAGAACCAAAGUCCAUUUUUAGUGGAUCUCAAGUCUUAUAGUCUAUCUCUAGUCUAAGCCACUUAAAUCCUUCAUUAAGUUAGGGGGAUAUGCACAAUUGCUGGUCUAAUGGUCCUGUUCAGUUCUCCUUGGGAAGCAGCUUGGCCGAUUGGAAGAAAAUUAUAAAUUCUAGUUCUAUCCCUGCUGGGAUGAGUGAGAUCAGUAACCUAGGGAACCCACCAUAUGAAGACUCCAGGGAAAGCUCUCCACCAUGUUUGGGAUGCCAAACACUUAACUUCUGCUCCCAUUUUGGUCUGGCCUGAUAGGCCAUGGAGUAUCUGGCUUUAAAUUUCUGGUCUUUUCUGGGCUUCCUAGUUAUCUAGGAUGUCUGGACUUGGCAGUCUGUGGGGGUGUCUGAAGUGGCUGCGAAGGCCAGACUUGGGCUGAGCUCCAAGCCUGCUGGUGGGGCAGGAUAAGUGGAGAGCCUUAGAAGCUGGGGAUUUGUCUUUGAAUAACUUCUUGAUUUGGGGUAAGUUAUUGAAAAGGUUAACCUAGCAGCUUUCUAAGAGUUGAUAACCGAUAACUAUACAUUUACAGAUUCUUGUUUAUUCAUCUGUGAAACCCAGGCAAUAUCUUCCUGGCUUCUCUUGAAGGGCUGGGAGAUUGCCAUGGCUGUGAAAGUGUUCUUUGCUUAAGAUAAUUUUCCAUUAUAAAGUGGCUAACAAAAUACAGCUAGUCAAACAUCGAGGAAUGAAAUCCCCAACAAAACCAUGGAAUCCAAAUUAUUUUUUCAAAAAAUAUAUACAUGAUAAAAUGAUAACAAACCUUG
Molecule: messenger RNA, 4282 nt
Organism: Sarcophilus harrisii (Tasmanian devil)
Lineage: Eukaryota; Metazoa; Chordata; Mammalia; Dasyuromorphia; Dasyuridae
Gene: RCC1
Product: regulator of chromosome condensation 1
Exons: 10
Coding region: 128-1393 (421 amino acids)
Cellular component (GO): cytoplasm
Molecular function (GO): guanyl-nucleotide exchange factor activity
Source: RefSeq, a predicted model, not a curated record